Amphiprion ocellaris (clown anemonefish) is the source of this 1717-nucleotide messenger RNA. It is a transcript of the gene xrcc3, whose product is annotated as X-ray repair complementing defective repair in Chinese hamster cells 3. The transcript has 7 exons. The record is from RefSeq and is a predicted model, not a curated record. The coding region runs from base 164 to 1195 and encodes 343 amino acids. Gene Ontology annotation, cellular component: Rad51C-XRCC3 complex; replication fork. NCBI's taxonomy places the organism in Eukaryota, Metazoa, Chordata, Actinopteri, Pomacentridae. Gene Ontology annotation, molecular function: four-way junction DNA binding; ATP-dependent DNA damage sensor activity; ATP binding. Gene Ontology annotation, biological process: resolution of mitotic recombination intermediates; t-circle formation; telomere maintenance via recombination.
GGCGCCACGUUAUGACGUUCGUGUUCGCGCGGGUGUUUUUCGAAGCUGUUCUGGCGGAAAGACAACAAACAAACAACCGAACAGAUUUGUUUGGGAGGACAAGUCGGGUGUGCGGUUUUACUGUGAUUCCAGCAGCAGCAGGUAUUAUGUCCUCGGCGGGGAGAUGAAUUGGGAUCAACUGGAGCUCAGUCCGAGGAUCAUAGCCGCCGUGAGGAGAGCUAAACUGCAGUCUGUCAGGGAGGUGGUGUGUCUUUCAAGUCUGGACCUGCAGACACUCACUGGUCUGUCCCUGUCUGACGUCCAGCAGCUGCUCACCGCUGCCGCCACCGCCUGCAGGAGACACCCUCCAGUCACAGCCCUCCAGCUGCAGCGGGGGGAAUAUCCCAGCAUCGAAUCCGGCCUCAGACUCAGUGUGGGCUGUCCAGUGCUGGACCAGCUGCUGCGGGGGGGUCUGCCUGCGGGGGUCAUCACAGAGCUGUCAGGAGAAAGCGGUGCGGGGAAGACUCAGCUGGCCCUGCAGCUCUGUCUGUCUGUACAGUACCCGGCAGAGCACGGAGGACUGAACUCAGGAGCGCUUUAUAUCUGCACCGAGGACUCGUUUCCCAUCAAGCGUCUGCAGCAGCUGAUCAGAGAACAGCCCAGUCUGCGCUCCGACGUCCCUCCAUCUCUGAUCAGCAGCCUCCAUUUCAGCAACAACAUUUACAUUGAACACACUGCCGACCUUGGCUCCCUCCAGGUGUGUCUGUCCCGCCGUGCCCCUCUCCUGCUGGCUCAGGGUCUGGUCCGGCUCCUGGUGGUGGACUCGGUGGCGGCUCUGUUCAGGUCUGAGUUCCAGGCUGAUGAUUGGCUGGAGAGGAACAGACAGCUACUAACCUUCUCCUCUGCACUGCACCGCCUGGGCCAGGAGUUCACCACACCUGUCCUCUGCAUCAACCAGGUCACAGAUGUUUUCAACCAAUCAGACAACAGUUUGGGUCCUUCGUCCUCCAGCGUGUCCCCUGCUCUGGGUUUGGCCUGGGCCAAUCAGGUGAUGGUUCGGCUGAUACUGCGGCGUCUCCGGGAGACAGUGACCCGUGGCGACCAGAGCAGCAUCCUUCGCAGGUUAGAAGUGGUGUUUGCUCCCCAUCUGCCCCGAGACGGCCGAGAUGCUGCUGUCUGGAGGGAGGGCAUCAGAGGAGUCCUGAACUCUGACUGACUGUAAAUACAGAAUAAACUUUAUUUAAAUAUUGUCUGCACAACAGUGCAUUCAAAUUAUUAUAUUAUUUACACUAUGCAGGCAAUUGUAUAUGGACAUUCUAAUAUGCUGUCUCGUUCACAAAGCUAAUCUCAGAUUUAAAUUGGAAGUUUUGUAGUGGAGGUUCUGAAUUAGAUUUUUUUUUAAUGCACUUUUUACAAAAUGAAUAGUGUCUAGAAAUAUGUGAACAUCAGUCAUAUUUACUGCAGCUGAUGUGAUGUUUAUACUCUGAAUGCAGCAUUAUUACUGUAUUUCAACUUCUCUUAUAGUUAAGCAGCAGCUCAGCUCAUGAGUUCACUCACUGGGUUUUUCUUGAGCUGUCAACCACACAUCACUGACUUCAUCAGCAGUGGGAGCUAUAAUUAUUAUCAAAUUAUUUGAUUUGUCAUGAAAAUAACCUAAUAUUUAAAUGUAAAGGCAGUUAUAUUAUUUGUACUGCCUGUCCCUCCUCGACAUCUUCAAAUAAAACAUUACAAAACUCCA